This is a messenger RNA of Peronospora belbahrii, 4437 nucleotides long. The record is from the annotation of a GenBank genome assembly. NCBI's taxonomy places the organism in Eukaryota, Oomycota, Peronosporomycetes, Peronosporales, Peronosporaceae.
AUGGACAAGGGUGCACGCGUAUGGAUCAGUGACUCGGAGAACGAGCACGUAUGGCUUGCAGCACGGGUGCUUGAGGUGGAUAAUGCCGUGAUAUCUGUGGAGAUUGAAAAUCAAUUAUCAACUGAGCCGUCGUCGCGUUUGAAACACUGUGACCUGGACAAUAACCGAGACAACUUUGAUACGAAAACAAACCCCAAGCAACGAGAUGUAGUUCUAAUCUACGCAGCCUCAGGCGAGUGCACAAAUGUACUACCACGUAACAUGCCACGUGAGCAGGAUCAACGCGACCUGGUAUCGUUGCCACAUCUACAUGAAGCGUCCAUCUUGAACGCGUUGCGUCUACGUUACGAGCGUCACGCCAUUUAUACUCACAUUGGCGAUAUUUUGAUCUCUAUUAACCCUUUCCAAAAUCUUCCACAACUUUACAGUAAUGAUGUACUCAAGGAAUACACUUACGACCAUAGCGUGUCACAGUUUGGCGAUCGCAUCCCUGUGCUAGAAUCAAAAGCACCGCAUCUAUUUGCGGUAGCUAAAGCUGCUUACAUGGAUAUUGUGCAGAACGCACGCAGUCAAGCCAUCUUAAUUAGCGGAGAAAGCGGCGCUGGCAAGACUGAAGCCACAAAGAUUAUUAUGACUUACUUUGCCGCCAUGUGUGGUACUGGCAACAACGUGAUAGCUGCGGAAUCGGUGACACCACUAGCUUCACCGUCUUACACGACUAUAGAAGAGCAAGUGCUACAAUCCAACCCUAUUUUGGAAGCUUUUGGUAACGCACGCACCGUACGAAAUGAUAAUAGCUCGCGUUUCGGCAAAUUUAUUGAGUUGCGGUUUCGAGAUGAACGACGAAAACUUGCGGGUGCCCGCAUCCGAACUUAUCUCUUGGAAAAAAUUCGAGUUAUUAAACAAGCAACUAACGAACGCAAUUUUCACAUUUUUUAUGAACUGCUGAGUGCAGAUAUUACUUGUGUAAGUAAGGAAGAAAAACAAGCAUUAGCGAUCAAUGGAGGACCUCAAAGCUUCCGUCUGCUAAAUCAGAGUAUGUGCUCUAAACGACAGGAUGGUGUGAUGGACGCUGUACAGUUCCGUGUUACUCGAAGAGCCAUGCAACAGCUUGGUAUGAGCGAACGUGAAAUUCGCGGUGUGCUAGAAAUUGUAGCAGCUGUGUUGCACAUGGGCAAUGUGGACUUUGAACAAGCGCCGCAUAAGCUUGAAGAUAAUAUGUUUUCUGAUGAGGCACGCAUUGUCAUGUCGGCAGUUGGAUUGUGUAACCACUUUGCAAAGGCAGCAGAGCUGUUGGGUGUCUCGAUGGAAGCGCUAGAUCAUGCACUUACCAAACGCUGGCUGCACACUUCUAAUGAAACAUUAGUCGUGGGAGUAGACGUCAUUCACGCUCGCAACACUCGCAACGCACUGACUAUGGAAUGCUACCGUCUUUUAUUUGAUUGGCUUGUAGCACGCGUUAACAACAAGCUGCAACGACAAGCUGUUGCACCAUUGGACGCAGACCAAUUUUGUAAUGGAGAUGAGGAUUCGACCGUAUUUAUUGGAUUGCUCGAUAUAUUUGGAUUUGAAGAUAUGACCGAGAACUCUUUUGAGCAGCUGUGCAUCAACUACGCCAAUGAGGCUUUGCAACACCAGUUUAAUCAGUACAUCUUUGAGGAGGAACAACGAUUGUAUCGUGAUGAGGGUAUUCGCUGGAACUUUGUUGACUUUCCAAAUAACAGCGCGUGUCUGGAAUUAUAUGAACACCGACCAAUUGGCAUUUUUUCACUCACGGAUCAAGAAUGUGUCUUCCCCCAGGGUACAGACCGGGCCCUCGUGGCCAAAUAUUACCAAGAGUUUGAGAAAAAGACUCAGCACCCGCACUUUCGAUCGGCAUCCGUUCUUCAGCGCGCGACACAAUUUGUAGUGGCACAUUACGCUGGACGGGUCACGUAUACUGUUAAUGGUUUUCUUGCAAAAAACAAAGAUUCUCUUUGCGAGAGCGCGGCACAACUGCUGGCUGGGUCUUCGAAUCCACUAGUUCAGGCCCUUGCUGCAGGAAAAGCCGACGAAAAGGGUGUGCCUGAGUACACGGAGCUGGAUAGAUAUGGUGGUCGAACCCGUCGACGUGCUAAAUCGACUAUUGCAGCGGUUAGUGUUGGCACACAGUUCAAGAUUCAACUAAAUGAGCUAUUGGCUACUGUUCGUGCCACGACACCUCGAUAUGUGCGUUGUAUUAAGCCUAAUGACUCGCACGUAAGCUCGCUUUUUGAAAGCACAAGAGUCGUUGAGCAGCUACGUAGCGGUGGCGUACUUGAAGCUGUGAGAGUAGCGCGUGCAGGGUUUCCCGUGCGCCUUUCUCAUCAGCAAUUUCUCGGUCGGUAUCGUCGCGUAUUGCUUUUGCUAUGCAAAUCAGCCAACAAGGAAUUUGAAAAAAAGCACAGACGUUGGGGCGAAUUGGACUUGUGUUUACACCAGCUCACACAAGUUCUUCUUGCCGAGGAAGAGAUGCAAAGCAAAGCCGCUGACGAGGAAGACAUCCAGAGUUACCAGAUGCGUUGUGGUGUCAGUCUAGGCAAGACACGAGUCUUCUUUCGCCGAAAGCCAUACGAUAAACUGGAAAGCCUUCGUGUAACUGUGCGACAAGGAGCCUGUCUUAUCAUGCAAGCACACAUUAGAGGCUAUAUAGCACGCAGAAGUUACCGACGCGUGAUCCAGGUUACAGUCGCAAUCCAAGCUCGUGUGCGUGGAUGCCUUGCCCGUCGAUAUGUUUGCUGGUUACGCGCGAUGCAGCAAGCUCGUACACUACAACUAAGAAUGCGCCAGCUUUGCGCGCGCAGUAAAUUUCUUCGUGCUCGAGGAGGAGUGCUGGCGGUGCAGUGUCUCUUCCGAUGCCGUCAAGCUACUCGAGCCGUGCAGGUGAUUCGAGAGCUGCAAGCUGCAAUUCAUAUUGCUACAGCUUGGCGGCGAUCCUUUGCUCAACGGAAGUACCGCAGGCUUUGUAGGGCCACUUUGGCGCUUCAAUGUGCGAUGCGUUUCCGACUUGCAAAGCGGGCAGUAAAGGUGUUACGCGGAGAAAGUCGAAACAUAUCUAAACUAAAAGAGGAUAACGUCCUAUUGAGGGAAGAGCUGGCCGAAUUGCGCCGGCAGAUGCAGGUCAUGGUGGCUCACAGUGUGACUAGGGCGUGUCAGCAGUUGUCAUUGACGGCUGACGAUCUAGCGUGCAAUUCUCCGCAGAAGACAGUUAUGUCCUCAUCGGAUGAAGAAGAUGACAGCAACAAACGUGACUGUGAAAAUCAACUGGAUCUUAAAUUAUCGGAGGGUCUCGUGCCUGUGUGCAACGGCGGGAACAUAAUAGCAAAUGGUUGCGAUGUUGGUUAUGUUGAUGAUUUGCGCUUUAGCCAGCAAAAACUGAAUCUCAAGACAGAGACGAAUCCACGGCGUAGCCGCCGCUACAGCUUGCCACCUGUAUUUUCUUUGGCAAACGAUGAUGUCAACAGAGAAGAUUCCAGUCCGUCUGCGUCGCCUCGUGCUUUUUGGUCUCGUGAUCGACGCCACAGUUUGGAUUUGUGGCGGCUACAGCAGAUGGAGGCCCAAAAAGAGGCUUGCCAAUUGCGUGAAGCAAUUCUUGAGGCGAGUGCUGAUGAGCCCUCACCAGAACGUCGGCAGCAGCAAGAAAUUGCGCUCCAGAGACUUGUUGCCUCGCAGAUCAAGCGCAAGACCAUGCAGCUGCAGUUACAGGUGCCCGAGAUGGAGCUUAAGGUAAACAACAAUUUUAUUGACUCAGUACCAGUCUCGCGGAGCAAGCACAAUCGUCACUCACACACAGUCAAUAGUCCUCUUCAACUUGCAGCUCCGUUAACAUCAUGUGGUGAACAGCGUCAAUCGCGUUGGAACCUUACAGCCUCUUGCAGUAUGGCGCGCGCUACAAGUGAUUGCAUGCCAGCAUACUUUGAAAACCUGAACUACGCUGAUACAUCCUGCGCUGAUAAUUACUCCAUGAAUGGCGAGGACGACCUGUACAGCCAUUGUCGUUACCCAAUACCUCGCCGCUCAGCAUCCUCACGGUUGUCGUCAAAUGGGUCAUCGUGCUACGCGCAAUCUGUAGUAGUGCGUCCCGGAGUUACCGUCCCUCGCUUUGCCAAGGCCUCUACGUGCUUCGAAUGUGAUUGCGCAUUUAGUAUUCUAGCGCGUCGCCACCAUUGCCGCCAAUGUGGCAACACAUUCUGUUACGAACACUCGACACGCCAGCUUGCUCUGCCACACUUGGGCUAUGUGACGGCUCAGCGCGUGUGUGAUAUGUGCUUUGAGGCGCACAUUCAAGCUAUGACAUCUUUCAAGUUGCCAUCUUUGGUGCGGCAUCCCACGGAUGACUUAUCAACUUCAUCAUUCGCAAGCUCGCCGCGUGGGCCGGAAAGUAACGAUAGCUACUACGGGCUUAAGAGUUCCGCGUAG